Molecule: messenger RNA, 2727 nt
Organism: Nicotiana attenuata
Lineage: Eukaryota; Viridiplantae; Streptophyta; Magnoliopsida; Solanales; Solanaceae
Product: putative phospholipid:diacylglycerol acyltransferase 2
Exons: 6
Coding region: 328-2412 (694 amino acids)
Biological process (GO): lipid metabolic process
Cellular component (GO): cytoplasm
Source: RefSeq, a predicted model, not a curated record
GCAAGAAGCUAAAGUUGUUUUCACCCCCUUUGUUCUUUUUAUCGAUGUGUAGCUUUUCUGUGCACCCACAGAACAACUCUUCUUACCACCUUCUUCACCACGUGUUAGUGCACCUCCUGUAACGCCUCUAUUUACACCACUCUAAAACAAUGAUCAUUUCCCUCUAUUCUCCUCAUUCCCUUCUUCAGUUUUCUUUCCUUCCUCUUAAUUCCAAAUUUUCCUUUGAUGGGUUGUUCCCAUUUCUUGAAAAUCACAGCUUAACAUGUUAAACUAAGCUAAUUUUGUACUACAUAUUUUUGUCAUCAUUAAAAUCUUGAGUUAAUUUUAAUGGCUUCAAUUUUGAGGUUUCGUAAGUUGUGUUUAGUUGAGCCAGUGAGGUGUUCUUCUGUUAGUGUUCAAUCAUUUGAAAAACCCAAAAAUGAUGAUAAAAAAUCAAUUCUUGAACCACCCCAAAAAGCAGAAAAUCUUGUUUCUACUAUUGAGAAAGUUUUAGAGAAACCAAAAUCCAAGAAAAUAAAAAAGCAGCCUAAAGAAUGGAGGUGUAUAGAUAGCUGCUGUUGGUUAAUUGGUUACUUAUGUACAACUUGGUGGUUGCUUUUGUUUUUGUGCAAUGUUUUGCCUGCAAAUUUGCUUGGACUUAAAGUUCCUGAAGCUCCUGGAGUUAGACUUAAACGUGAUGGAUUAAUUGCACUUCACCCUGUUGUUUUAGUACCUGGCAUUGUAACUGGUGGACUUGAACUUUGGGAAGGUAGGCCUUGUUCUGAAGGCUUAUUUAGAAAGAGACUUUGGGGUGGUAGUUUUACUGAAAUAUUCAAAAGGCCUUUAUGUUGGUUGGAGCAUCUAUCGUUGGAUAACGAAACGGGGCUUGAUCCUCCGGGGAUUCGAGUCCGAGCAGUACCAGGACUUGUAGCAGCUGAUUAUUUUGCACCUGGUUACUUUGUUUGGUCUGUUAUUAUUGAGAAUUUGGCAAAAAUUGGAUAUGAACAGAAGAAUAUGUAUAUGGCUGCUUAUGACUGGAGGCUAUCCUUCCAAAAUACAGAGAUUAGAGACCAAUCUCUGAGUAGGCUGAAGAGCAAAAUCGAGCUUAUGUAUGUAACAAAUGGAUACAAGAAAGUGGUAGUAGUGCCACAUUCAAUGGGAGUUAUCUAUUUCCUCCACUUCCUUAAAUGGGUUGAAGCACCCCCUCCAGUUGGAGGGGGUGGCGGAUCGGGUUGGUGUGCCAAACACAUCAAAGCUAUCAUGAAUAUCGGUCCAGCAUUUCUUGGCGUUCCGAAGGCUGUUGCUAAUAUAUUGUCUGCUGAGGGAAAAGAUGUCGCCUUUAUCAGAGCCAUGGCUCCUGGUUUGCUAGACUCGGAGACGUUUGGUUUCCAAACACUUCAACAUAUUAUGAGGGUUUCUCGAACAUGGGACUCCGUCGUUUCUUUGGUACCUAGAGGAGGAGAGACAAUAUGGGGUGACUUGAAUUGGUCUCCAGAAGUAGAAAACAUAUGUCAUAAAUCAAAGGCGCGACACCUGCAAUCUUCUUCAAAGGAAAGCAAUGGCAAUGACACCGAUUCUAGGAGGAGUUUCCAGGUGAAGGAGCUGCCGAAAUAUGGGCGAAUGGUUUCAUUUGGCAAGGAAGCAUUAGAAUUACCUUCUUCACAGCUCUCUAUUAUUGAUUCAAAGGAAUUUGUGCGUAAGAGUACAUCCAGAAAUUCCAAUACAUGUGGAGAAGUAUUGACAGAGUAUGACGAGAUGAGUCGCAAAAGCAUCAAGAAAGUUGCUGAGAAUCAAGCAUAUACUGCAACAACUUUGUUAGAUCUUCUUCGAUUUGUGGCACCGAAAAUGAUGAAGCGUGCCGAGGCUCACCUCUCUCAUGGAAUAGCAGAAGAUCUUGAUGAUCCAAAGUAUACUCAUCACAAGUACUGGUCAAAUCCACUUGAAACAAAGUUGCCUGAUGCUCCAGAUAUGGAGAUAUACUGUUCAUAUGGAGUGGGAAUUCCCACUGAGAGAUCAUAUGUCUACAAGCUGUCAUCUUCCAAUAAAUGCAAGAGCAUUCCUCUUCAAAUCGAUAGCUCUGCAGACGAUAGUGGCAACGGCUGCUUGAAGGGCGGAGUACAUUUUGUUGAUGGUGACGAGAGUGUACCAGUUGUGAGCGCUGGCUUCAUGUGCGCGAAAGGGUGGAGAGGCAAGACGCGUUUCAACCCGUCGGGCAUCUCAACAUACAUAAGAGAAUACCAGCACAAGGCACCGGCAAGUCUGCUAGAAGGGAGAGGCACGGAGAGUGGCGCUCAUGUUGACAUUAUGGGAAAUGUUGCCUUAAUCGAGGAUGUUCUUCGGGUUGCUGCUGGUGCCACUGGUGCAGAGUUGGGUGGCGAUAGAAUCUAUUCGGAGAUCAUGAAAAUGUCAGAGAGGACAAAUAUUCGGCUUUAACUGCAACAAUGCGAUUUUGAUAUAGGAUUGAGAUGAGAGUAGAGCACCAAAAACGACUACUAAACUGCGGGACACUGACUCAGAAAAUGACUGGAGAGAUAUUUGACAAGAAUGACUAGAGAAAAGACUUAAGGAGGAAUAAGGACAAACUAAAUAUGGGAUGAGCAAAAUGGGGCUAGCUAGAUGGGGGACCUUUUGCAUUGAUUGUAAGUUUCUAACUGAAAAAGGAAAAAGAGAGUAGCAUUUCUCACUUUUGUAAUCUACAAGAAUAAACUAUCACCUUGUGUAAUCAAGUUGAAUAAGAUUCUUGCCUGU